Molecule: messenger RNA, 682 nt
Organism: Rhagoletis pomonella (apple maggot)
Lineage: Eukaryota; Metazoa; Arthropoda; Insecta; Diptera; Tephritidae
Exons: 3
Coding region: 124-618 (164 amino acids)
Source: RefSeq, a predicted model, not a curated record
UGCAAGCGUGUCUUCCGUCUAUAGCAAAAUGCUCGGUUUGGUUUCUUGCUUGUCGAUACGGAGGAAAACGUGUCGCUUGAGUGUUGUUUUUAUGCUGGAACCUAGUACUACAUAUUAUUUACCAUGUUUCAGGUAUCAGCAAAGCCGAUCAAUCUCAGUCCGUUCUACAACGUUUCGUCGUGGAAACUGAAUUUUGCGCCAGUGGGACUAAAGAUGCGGGUUUUAGCCAGCGCUCCUGUAUUAAAAAAAGAGGUCUUCGAUCGUCUCGUACUUUUCUUUCGUUGUGGCUUACGAAAUGUUAAAGAAUCUCGCUUUGAUGCGGAUUGUGACGUCGCAAGGCCCAAUGUUUGUUUGCCACUUUCUCCCGUCCAGUGCAUAGCAUUGAUGUCAGCUUUAGUCUUUCCGAGGACAUCAACCAGCCGAGCAGAGCCAUCUUCUCCAUUAAGGGUCCCACGUUCCAGAUGCAUGCCUUCAAAUCUUUGUUCUUUUCCUUUGAACGGCCGACGCGCUCAUCAUCAAAAGAAAAGGAUCAUCUUGCAAACGAUAGGUUUGACCUGCAAAACGCUUGUGACUACUCGUACUUGGAAUUUGCUUUAUUUGUUUCUUAAGUCAUCUUAAGUGCUUUAAAACAAACUUUCGUACAUCUGUACUUAAGCUCUUAUAAUUUGCUAAAAUUUUGUCA